Messenger RNA from Hirsutella rhossiliensis, 747 nucleotides. RefSeq lists its product as uncharacterized. The record is from RefSeq and is a predicted model, not a curated record. The transcript has 2 exons. NCBI's taxonomy places the organism in Eukaryota, Fungi, Ascomycota, Sordariomycetes, Hypocreales, Ophiocordycipitaceae. Gene Ontology annotation, cellular component: mannosyltransferase complex; endoplasmic reticulum membrane. Bases 1 to 747 code for a protein of 248 amino acids. Gene Ontology annotation, biological process: GPI anchor biosynthetic process. Gene Ontology annotation, molecular function: mannosyltransferase activity.
AUGGCCCUCCGUCUCCAGUCUCUCACCUCCCCUUGUGCCCGGCUGCUGCUACUCCUUGCCGCCCUUGCAGCACCCGGCGUCGUGGCCAAUGUCGAAAAGGUCAUCUUCACCGGCCCGGCCCCGGCCAACAUCCCCCUGGUCAAGCCCUCCCUCUCCGACCUCAACCUCGACUCCCUCACCCCGGAGAGCUCCGUCAUUCGGACGAACCUGAGUCGCGCCUUUCCCUCGGGCCCGGAUCCCCGCGGGACCUCGGCCUGGCUUCUCCUCGACCACCUCGCCGAGGGCCAGAGGUACGAGGUGCGCGUUUGCUGGGCUGCCAUUGAACCUACCAGCUUUUCUCUACAUGUCCACGAGCUAGAAACAGUUUGGGGGAGUCCGGAGCUUAUACAGUCCCUAGCUGGCUAUGCCUCCAACCGUCAGACAGACUCCAUCGUGGUGGACAAGCAAGAGUCCGAGGCCCGCCGGUCGGCAGCCCAAGAGCGGAAAGCGUCAGUCCUGUUCCUCCACGUUCAAGCUGCCGCCGACUACUUCACCGACGACGUCAGUCUCAUGGCACAUCCUCCGCCGGUCUUAGUUGACCUCAUCCUGGACCCGUUUAUAUACAACGUGAUUCCUCACUCGCUCAUCCCAACUGCCGGAUAUCUUGUCCUGGUCGGCGUCGUCACUUGGUUUCUAGCCCGGUGGAUUUCCUCGAGUCUCCAGUCUGUUGCAGGACCCCCCAGGCGACAUGCAAAGAAGCGCGACUAA